Molecule: messenger RNA, 2691 nt
Organism: Elgaria multicarinata webbii
Lineage: Eukaryota; Metazoa; Chordata; Lepidosauria; Squamata; Anguidae
Gene: SLC35C1
Product: solute carrier family 35 member C1
Exons: 2
Coding region: 311-1429 (372 amino acids)
Biological process (GO): protein O-linked glycosylation via fucose; GDP-fucose import into Golgi lumen
Cellular component (GO): Golgi apparatus
Molecular function (GO): GDP-fucose transmembrane transporter activity; antiporter activity
Source: RefSeq, a predicted model, not a curated record
GCGCUAUCUUCUCUGGCAAGGCCGGAGCCUCGCCGCCCCGGAUUCUCCUUUCCUCCCCGAAGCCGAACACGUUUCCUGGGAAGCACGUCCCGACUUCCGAGUCCAUGCAACUAAAGGUCGUGGCCUUCUUCCCCUCGCCCGCGCCGCCGGAUCCCGGCAGUUGCUCUGCACUUGCUUAGUGCAUUUGCGAGGGGUUCUUCUUGCCCUGCAUGCCAGUGCGCUGCACCGCCGGGCUGCCUGACCUCCGGGGAGGAAGCCUUCCCACGAGCAGCGCCUUGCCUCACGGUGGCAUCUCGCUUUCCCUUCCGUCAUGAAUAGGGUGCAGCUGAAGCGGUCGGCGAUCCUAAAGAUGGCCCUUAGCGGUGCCUCGGAGCCCUUGCUCCAGCAGGAGAAGGAGGACGCCGAGGAGGAGAGCGGCCGGGAGCCCCCGUUCCUGUUCCGGGCCAUGCGGAUCGCCUUGGUGGUCUCUCUCUACUGGUUCAUCUCCAUCACCAUGGUCUUCCUCAACAAGUACCUGUUGGGCAGCGCCUCGCUCGGCCUGAACACGCCGCUCUUCGUCACUUUUUACCAAUGUCUGGUCACCGUCCUCAUCUGCAAGCUGCUCAGCCUCCUGGCCUCCUGCUGCCCGCGGGGCUACCUGGACUUCCCCUCCAUGCGCAUGGACCUGAAGGUGUCCCGCAGCGUCCUGCCGCUCUCGGUGGUCUUCAUCAGCAUGAUCACCUUUAACAACCUGUGCCUCAAGUACGUCGGCGUGGCCUUCUACAACGUGGGCCGCUCCCUCACCACCGUCUUCAACGUGCUGCUCUCUUACCUGCUCCUAAAGCAGACCACUUCUCUCUCCGCCCUUCUGGCCUGCGGAGCGAUCAUAGGUGGCUUCUGGCUUGGUAUAGAUCAGGAGGAAGCGGAAGGCACUCUGUCGUGGGCCGGCAUCUUUUUCGGCAUCCUCGCCAGCCUCUGUGUCUCACUCAAUGCAAUUUACACUAAAAAAGUACUGCCUGCCGUGGAUGGCAGCAUCUGGCGCCUGACAUUUUAUAACAACAUCAAUGCCUGUGUCUUGUUCUUGCCUCUUCUGAUCCUCAUGAAUGAGUUCUCAACGCUCUACUAUUUUGAUAAGUUGAGGAGCAUCAACUUCUGGGGCAUGAUGACCCUGAGUGGGGUGUUUGGUUUUGCCAUUGGCUAUGUGACAGGGCUUCAGAUCAAGUUUACCAGCCCGCUCACACACAAUGUAUCUGGGACUGCAAAAGCGUGUGCCCAGACAGUGCUAGCUGUUUGCUAUUAUGAAGAAACCAAGAGCUUCUUAUGGUGGACAAGUAACAUGAUGGUUCUAGGUGGUUCCUUUGCCUACACAUGGGUAAAAGGGCUAGAAAUGAAGAAGGUGCAGGCGGAUCCUCUGCCCAAAGCAAAUGAGAAAAAUGAGACUGGUGUCUAAACUCUCACAGCCUGCACCUUGGUGUGGGUCCAGACUGCCUCUGUGUGUGCAGGCAUGGAGUGGAGCUUGUCUAGGAAGAGAGCCAGGGUUUGGGGUCUGCAAAGCAGGAAAAUCCUGUGGCUGCAAAGAUGUGGGAGAUGGAAGUUAGAAGAUGAGCCAAAGUCUCCUAUGUAUACUUUUAUCUGCAGUAUAAUCACAGUAAAAGUGGUCUCCUGUGAAGAAGGUGACAUGUGUUGGUGGUGGGAUUGGUGAGCUUGGAUAAGGGCCCCUUUGUCACUCAAGACACUCCUGAUGAGGGAUGCUGCCAACGUGCACCUGGCUUUUCCCUUGGUAAAAGAAGAUGUACGUUCUGCUAAAACAACACCACUGAAGACUAGGUUUAAACAAGUCAAAAUAGGUAAACCUGGCUCUAGUUACCCCUGAGUGCACCACCCUCCCUGUGUAGGUACACCUGUCUUCCUACUUGGUCUUCUCACAAAACACACUUGGCAAUCCGGUGUGCUUGCUGAAGGGAAAGCUCACCUGCCUGUCAAGCUGUUGUGCUAGAAACAAAUCUCUUGUCCGGCUGGCGACAUCCAAGGUUGGUUGUUAGCUCUGCUGCCCCCAUGGGGCAAAUUUGUACCAAGAAAUACAGGGUUGCUACUCACCUUCCAACAGUGAAUUGAAAUAAUUUGGAGACCCUGAAGUGUACACAUUUGCUUUAGUGAGGGUUGUGGGGCAUUUCUGCCAAAGCCCUUUUUUGUUCUCCAAGUUAAUUUUUAAGGGGGUUAUCCUCCCUCUGGGCCGCCUCACUAGAAAAGGGGUUCGGCAUGAGAAAGUACAAAAGGGUUCUUGACAGUGCUAUGGUCUGGCUUCCUCAAAAUUCACCGAGAAAUUCCAGCAUUUAACUGAACAGUUGUCUUGAUACAAUGUACUGUCCUCCCAGGGAUUACUAAUGAAGUAUGAGAUGUCAGUGGCUAGUCUGACCUUUAUUUAACGGACUCCGAAGAAGUUGAAAUGGCAGCAGCCCUUGCGUUUUGGAGCAAGAGGAUUCCACGCCACCCCAUUCAGUAUACACUCUCCUUUACUGAGUGAGCCUCCAUGGGCUCCAGGAGCCCAAAUCUCAUUGGAAUGUUUAACUCCACUUGCCUUGUGGCCUUUUGCUCUUGACUGAGGGCGGCUCUCCCUCCCUAUCCCGUUUCUUUAAUUUUGUACUGGGAAAUUAAUCUUCCACUGUUGAUCACUGAGAUUGUUUAAAAAUAAUAAUAAAAAUUGGUUCAUUA